AUGCGACGUGACGACAGCUUUGAGUGCUUUGAGAUCUGUACUAUCAGUAUCUGUCAACAUCUGUUUCGCAGGACCCACAUCACCUAUCCCGCAGUGCAGCGGAAGCAAACCGUUUUGUCAGUUUUGUCUUUCUUUUUCGAUUUGAAGAAGGUCCCAGUCCUGCCCGUAGGCCGGCCAUUGAAAGGGCGGCAUCGCAGCUUUGCGAAGGCCGUGACAUCACUCGCCACGACAACACAGCCCUUCUCGCUGAAGGGCACAGCUGCUCAGACGGCUCGCAAAGCUUCAGCGCGAGUGGGCCUUGCUUGGGCGCAGAUGCCUUCUGUUCCAGCCUGGCGCAGCCAAGCAGAGACAGGCACCAGCCGUACGCUCAUUUGGCCUGAGAUUGCAAAACCUGCUGAAGGCUCCAGCGUGUUGGCAAAUUGCAUCUGCCCACUCGGCACUCAGGGGACCAAAUUGAGUUCAUCGGGGCUUCAUGCCUGGACAGGGCCGCAGCCUGCAAUUCCCAGCUUCUCUCAAGCCGCCAAACACAUGCGAACCUCACAAUCCAUCGCGCAAGGCAUCAACCCCACGGUCAUGACAGAUCGUCGGGAAGAUUGCGAGGCACUUUCCAGAGAACCAGCCGGGGAUGAGUCAAGCCGCCAUGCUCCGACUCGAAGCUCUGCCAGCCAUGCAUCCAAUGCGUCCCGUGCAUCCAGCAUACGCACGGCGCCCACGGCGCCCACGGCCCCCAAAGCUGCCCAGUGCAGCAGGCGAAGGCGUUAA
Messenger RNA from Symbiodinium natans, 762 nucleotides. Lineage: Eukaryota; Dinophyceae; Suessiales; Symbiodiniaceae. The record is from the annotation of a GenBank genome assembly.